AUGCUUUGCUUGCACAGAGAGUUGAUGCAGAGAGCUGCCGUGGGCGUCGGUGGGACGCUCGGUAGCGGGGAGGAUUUCCCCGACCUGGCUGCAUCCGAGUGUCUGGGUAAAAAUGGAGGGUUCGAGAAAACAACCGUGUUUGCCCGGGUGCACCGCGGCGGAGGUGGGGAGGUUCCAGCUGGAACCUCCACCCCGCUGCGGGACCCGUGGGACCCCUGGAGUCAGACGGUGCGUCUUGGUCACGCUUCAUAUCGGCCGGCCCGGGAAGGAAGAGAACAAACAGAGUGGGGGAAGUCCCCCACCCAAAAGCAGCAUUACCCUCCGGCCCAUCAGGAGCGAACCCGCAAGUUCGGAGGAACCGACCGCCAGAACACGGCACUAGGGCCGGGCCGGCGCGGAGGCCCUCGACCAUGUGCCGCCAAAUGUGAAGCUGAAACGAUCUGGACAUGCAGAUCCUUCCUGUACAUUGAGAAGGAUCAGGACUGCUGGACAGCUGCAGCAAACUCUAAAACAGAGACCAUCCUGCGCAGAAGCAGCGCUGCGUUAUACGAAAAAAAAGUAUACCUCCUGGAGUGUGUUAAUGGAAUAGGAACAGAUUACAGAGGAACAAAAAGCAAAUCAAAAACAGGGAAGAUCUGCCAGAGAUGGGAAGCUAAAUACCCGCACAGGCCCAACUUCACACCGGAUGAGCAACCCAGAGCAGACUUAGAGUCAAACUUCUGCAGAAACCCGGACGUAGACAGCGGCGGACCCUGGUGCUACACCACCGACUCCAACACCCGCUGGGAAAGCUGCGACGUGCCCAGCUGCACCGCGCUGCUUUUGCGCAGGAGGCCCCCUGUUUUAGAGUUUGCAUCAGCUGUCCAGCAGUCCUGA
Messenger RNA from Notothenia coriiceps (black rockcod), 876 nucleotides. The record is from RefSeq and is a predicted model, not a curated record. Lineage: Eukaryota; Metazoa; Chordata; Actinopteri; Perciformes; Nototheniidae.